ACCCAGUGCCUCCCACACCUGCCCUGCCACCCUCCUCCUGCCCCCCACAUCUGCCCUAACACCUGCUGCCCCGCCCCACAGCUGCAGCAUCUGUGUCAAGAAGCAGAACAAACACUUCAUCGUGCCGUUGAGUCAGUUCAAGCUGAUGAGUGGCCACGAUGCGCUCACCACCUACACCUUCAACACCCAGAACGCCAAACACACCUUUUGCUCCACCUGCGGCGUCCAGGCCUUCUAUAUCCCGAGAUCUAAUCCGAAUGGGUACGGUAUUGCCCCGCACUGCCUUGACCCGCCCCCCACCAAGGUCAAGGUAGAGAAGUUUGACGGGCAGAACUGGGAUGAGUCCUUCAAGAAACACCCGAACAUCGCCAGGAGGUCCAAGGAAAAGUAGCAAGAGCAAGGGGAGAGUCCACGCCAUCACCGCUGUCUUUGAACGGUGGUGGUUUAGAAUUGUGAUGUAAUGUUUGUGACGUAAUGCUUGUGGUGAUGUAAUACUUAAGGUGAUGUAAUGUUUGUGAUGUAUAUCGUUAGUACAGGCCGUAGCAGGGAGGAGAAUACACAGGAAUAUGAGUUUAAAGGACCAUAUUCUGAAACACAUCUGCGCUACACCUUCACUUCUUUCAAGAUGCUCUGGUUGAAGUUACACAGGUUUUCAAGGGUGUUUUUGUGGUUCUAUUGACAGAUUAACAGGAUCUCUUUGUUGUUAACUGGAGAAACACACUUGAGAGCCUGCUUAAUAGUUUAUGUGACCUUAGAAAACAGUCUUGGUGAGAGAGCAGACGGUUUCUCAAGACCGGCCUUAGAUACACCUUCCCUCUGUCACCGGCAUACGUGCGUCACUGAGUGUUCAACUGUAAACAUUGAGGCAUUCAUUACUGAGGGAAGGAAAAAACAAAGUCAUUGUAUAGUUAUUUGUGAUGUAAAUGUUAAUCUCAAAUUCGUUUUUUUUUUUUUUUUCAUGUAACGUAUUUUUAAGCUAUCUCUGUACCACUGAAUGUUGUCAAUACGCUUCUACUUGAUGUCGACAAAAUGAUAAAAUAUCGACAUAGCAGUAAGUAACAGACAUUAUACGGUGAGAAAUAUACAUCGAGAUUUGCCUCUCAUUUUUUUUCUACUUAACUAAUGCAUGUAAUGAUAAUAUAACGGAAAACCCAUUAUCUCUAUCUAAUAAUGAAUAUACAUUGACAUAUCGUUUGAAGUGGCACUCAUAAUGAAGCGAGAAAUAUAGAUCCUAAUUCA
Molecule: messenger RNA, 1239 nt
Organism: Scylla paramamosain (green mud crab)
Lineage: Eukaryota; Metazoa; Arthropoda; Malacostraca; Decapoda; Portunidae
Product: centromere protein V-like
Exons: 2
Coding region: 146-391 (81 amino acids)
Molecular function (GO): carbon-sulfur lyase activity
Source: RefSeq, a predicted model, not a curated record